AUGGGAUGCGUGUUUCUAUGCAAAAUGGCGGCAGAUUUGUUUUGUAUAACACUUUUUACGUUUCUAUUCACAUUACCAGCGUUGAUUGGAAGUCAAAGCAACAGAACUGUGUUUUCCCCAUCAUCUACUUCAGGUUGCACUUGUGAUCUAACUGGUAAUGGAUGUGAUUUGAACUGUUGUUGUGAUACUGACUGCACUACUACAGAUGAAGAGGCAUUUACAGAAUGCAAAGAUAAUGAUGUGAACCGUGAUAGCAGAGUUUGUGUUUCUGAAGAAGUUAUCUUUAAGCAAAACACCAAGUUUUCAACUGAAACUACUGGGACUGGGUUGUUCUGUAUCGUCAGAGACAACUAUGAAUCUCGAAAUUUCUAUAAUGACGUGCAGACAGCUACUACCGGGGAGGAAUUCUCCAACUUGAAGAGUCAGUCAGCUGCUCCUGCUGCGUAUGAUUACAGUGAACAGUCGCAAACAAGUUCUACAGGAUCAACCUCCUACAAGGUGGGUGACCCAAUCAUUCUUCAGUUUAGCAAUGGUGCUAAAGGAUUCCUUGCUCUGCCAAAACCCUUGCUUGGAGAAGAAUGUGAUGACAGGAGUGCUGCAGGAUAUCGUCAGGAUGCUAGUACAGAAUGCACCAGAACCAUUGCAGACCUUUCUACAGAAUGUGAAUCCAAUCCAAUACUAAGUGCAAGAAGUUAUUUUACAGGCUUUGAGGUUGUCAAGAAUCCUGCCAUAGUCCCUUCAAAUAGUACCAUCUCCAACUCAACCAGUAACUCAACUAGCUCUGUCAGAAACUCUGUAGCAGUAGAAGUCAAGCAGCCUAUUUUAUGUAAAACAAGCCUUGGUAUACCAAUCCAGUGCUCCUUCACUGAACCACCACAUCCCACCUUAGAUGCACAAAACAAGACAUGUAAUGAUGUUACCUUAGAGGUGUCAUACACCUUAUCUUAUUCCAAUGACUCUACUGACAUUGUAUCAGUGAUGGCUGAGUUUGUAUUGGGAAGCAUCACAGCAAAAGAUGGGGUGGCCCUGAGGCAGAAAGUUUCAGUCAGGUUUCUAAAGGCUGGAAGUGACGACAACACCUUCAGAAGAUCAGGCAAUCCAGGCUACAUUCUUGGAGAGCCUCUCGUUGCAGGAAAUCUGACCACAAAAUUUAAUGGUGACAAAGAGGCGAUCGCUCUGAACAGCGAUCGUAACACUUGGCUGACGAUCAUCAGUCCUUCAGCGGGUGGAACUUGCUGCAGUAACUGCACUGAUCGUACCUCAGUAACAUUUGGAGUGGACAUGCGUACUGGCUGCACUAUCAGGAUCCCUCAGGGAUCACAGUUGCAGUGCAAGUUGCUUCAAGAAACGGCGUACAACACAUUGUUAGGAGACCAACCCACUCAUGUGGCCUCUUUCGGAAACUCAGACGUGAACAGUGUGGGAGACUGGGUCGAGAUUCUUAACACCAGGCCCUCGGACGAGCCUGUACAAGGAGACAGUGAGUGUCGGAACAUGAGAUUGGGACUUCACAUCGAGGUUUUGUUUGCAAAUUUUGGUUUCCUAGCCAAGCCUCAACCGCGGGUCGUGGGAGUUAUGUAUAAGUAUGACGAACCGAAAGAUAUACAGUAUCAGUGCAGCGGAAUAAACUGUCAACCUGGUAGCUCCAGCCUCGAGCAAAAAGUGGAGGUCGUCUCUUCAGUCGGCUUCGUUGAUGUCUCCAAUCGACCAGAACCGCAAGUGAAACCUCUACCUACAUUUGAAGCCAAAGCAGCGUCCGAUUUCUUUUUUCCCUUCUUUUGACCCGAUCGCUUUACUGUCUAACCAACCUUGUUAGAAUAACUCGUAGGCCGAAACGGAGUUUCGUCGAAUUCGUCUGAAGUGAAUUUCAUUGCGACUGUCUCGAGCUUGUGGAUUGUUUCAGCGUUCACGACGAGUGUUCGGGGAUUCCCACCAAAAGACCAGCGUCUCAGAGGUUGCAUGGCAACGGAGAGACAAAUCUGAUGAACGGCUCAGUUUGUAGCUCAGUCAAGUCUAACUAACAGGAGUCUACGGUGAGUGGAAGGUAUCAUGGAAGGAAAAAAUAGUUAUUUUUUUCUUGAAAACAAGGAUUCAGUUGGUGCGACAAGCUGGUUCGAAACAGUAGGGAAACGAUGUGCCAGGACUUACCACAUGCUCGACAAAUCAGUAUAAUAAACGUGACGGAUUGGGGGGGAAGAGGAAGCGGUAAAUCAGACGUUAACAUUGGAAACAAAACUGAAAUGCAGAGAACAUGUUGAAGUGUAUUUGCCGACUGGUUUUGUGGGACAUCACCAGGUCUGAUCAGUAGCAAAAGUUUUAUUUAUUGAAAUGCAAACUUCAAGUGACUGAAGUUACACUGCUGUAUUGUAAUUACUGCAAGGUUUGUUGUUCACACCUGACUACAUUUUCUUCCCAAGAAAAGGUUUGCACCUAAGCGUAUAUCAUUUUAAUUACAAGGACAAUUUGUAAACGUGUGUUAAAAGAAAUACGUCGCAUCCUCUGCAUCUCUUUGUAAAACGGUAAAAUGGAUUUAAUCCGCGACAACUGUUGCUUAACAAUAGUGAAAAUGAAAAUAAAAAGUAAUUUACUCAAAUACAA
Molecule: messenger RNA, 2598 nt
Organism: Stylophora pistillata
Lineage: Eukaryota; Metazoa; Cnidaria; Anthozoa; Scleractinia; Pocilloporidae
Product: tectonic-3
Biological process (GO): cilium assembly
Source: RefSeq, a predicted model, not a curated record